This is a messenger RNA of Leptomonas pyrrhocoris, 1112 nucleotides long. Its product is annotated as putative mRNA capping methyltransferase. Gene Ontology annotation, cellular component: nucleus. The record is from RefSeq and is a predicted model, not a curated record. Gene Ontology annotation, molecular function: mRNA 5'-cap (guanine-N7-)-methyltransferase activity. The transcript has a single exon. Gene Ontology annotation, biological process: 7-methylguanosine mRNA capping. NCBI's taxonomy places the organism in Eukaryota, Euglenozoa, Kinetoplastea, Trypanosomatida, Trypanosomatidae. Bases 99 to 1112 code for a protein of 337 amino acids.
GCUGCUGCGAAGGGACGCGCUUUUCCUCGCUUUUCCUACUUUCCGACUCGCGCUGUGUUUGCGGUUUGCGUUGCCCGACAGACCACAUCCUCGUGCGCAUGUACACGGAGGACGAAAUCCUUACCAACGUAGAAAGUAAUCUAAGCAUGAAUCACAACGACGCCGCCGCGUCCUACGACGAUGUAACGCGUCAGCGGAAGGACGACCGAAGCAGCCAGCAGGUAGCCUUCCGCCAUUUUAAUAAUUUUGUCAAGAAAUCGCUCAUUCAGUUUGCAUUGGACCGCCUCGCCACUUCUGGAGCGACAGAAGGGGGCGGUGCUGCGGUGCUGGACAUCGCAAGUGGGCGCGGCGGUGACGUGGGCAAGUGGGUUUACUCACAGAGUCGUGUGCGGGGCCCGGGACAAACCGCAGCAGCAUCGGCUCUGAAGACUGUUACCUACGAUUGCUAUGAUGUUUCUCCCGAAUGCAUUCAUGAGGCAGAGCGGCGCUUUACAGAGCUUGUGAACGGGUCAGACAAGCCGCUGACCUGCGACGCUUCCUUCUCCGUUGCCGACUGCUUCGCGGACAGUUUCCUCCAGCAAACCUUGCCGUCCUCGCCGCUGUUUGGUCACUACCACGUCGUCACCAUUCAAUUUGCCUUUCACUACGCUUGCCAAAGUUCGGUACUUAUUCGCGAUGUUCUGUCCGCGGUGUCAAACGCGCUGGUGCCGGGUGGCGUCGUCCUGAUUACGACCGUGGAUGCCGAGGUGCUGUCGCAGCGCGCCGCUGACGGUAAGCUGGGCAACGAACUGUACGAGGUCACCUUUCCUGAGCCGCCGACCUUUGACGUCACGACCAACGGAACAAAGCAGCUCGUUCCUUGCACCAAGUAUCACUUCCACCUCGAAGGCUUUGUGGACUGUGCCGAGUACGUGGUGUGCAUGGAGAUGGUCACCCGGAUUGCUAGAGAGGUCGGCUUGAACGUCAGCGAAGCAAUGACGAAGCCUUUCUCCCAAUUUGUGCACGAGUACGCGUCCAACUGGAAACUGAACAAGGGCAACAAGAUGAGCCCGUCGGAGUACGAACUCGUGACGCUGUACCGCUCGAUCUGCUUUGAAAAGCAACGCGCAUGA